AUGGCGGGUGGCGGCGGCUGCGGCGGCGGCGGCGGAGGCGGGCUCAUCUACAGCCAUGAUAAUCAUGAUAACGACGAUGACGCGGCGCAGUUCGACCCGCUGCUGCAGCUCAUUCAGACGUCGCGCAUGUGGACCAAAGAGGAAGACGCAGUGUUGCUGCGCCAUGCGCUGCGAGUGGGCACGAAGCAGUGGGGGGCGCUGGAAAAGAGCGGGCGCCUGCCCCUGCGCGACAACAAGGCGUGCUGCAACCGCUUCAUCUUCCUCAAAAAGAAAUUCGUGGAGAUCCACCGGAAAUGGCACCAAUCUUCAGCCACCCCAGACCCGCAGUUUUGGGCCCAAAUGCAGCAGGAGGAGGAGGGGGGAGGGGGAGGGGGAGGAGCAGGAGGAAAAUCUUCUCGGAAAAGCAGCGGAGACGGAACAACAGGCGGCAGCAUCAGCACGGACAGGGGAACGGGCAGAGGAACGGGCAGAGGAAGCCCUCCUUAUGGCUUGGGGCCCAAGCGGGCGGGCAGCAGCACGAGGGAAGGGAAAAAGGCAGCGAGCGGGCAGGAGCCAAUGACGUUCGGACACCUGUCACUGGAGGCGUGUGAGUGGCUGUUUUUGGGGAAGGGGGAGGCGAGGGAAUGGGCAGAGAAGAACCGCAUUCUGGGAGAGCUGCUGCUGCGAGAUUUCAUUGAGAAGCAACACGGGGAGCAGCACGAUUGGAUGGUGCAGCAGCAGCAGCAACAGCAGCAGCAACAGCAGGAGCGCCAGUGGCAGUUGCAGCAGCAGCAGCAAGAGGAGCAGCUGCAACCGAAGCAUUCUGUGUCAACGCCCCUCGCCCCGUCCAAGCCUGAACCUGUCACCGAACCUCCUACCACUGGACCUGCUUCGACCAAAUCUGUUUUUCCGAACCUCCAGUUCUCCACCCUCCAUAUACCCUCCCAUUCUUCGCUGCAUCCGCCGCCACUAGCCUCUCCUCCUGCUGCCGUUUCAGCUGCACCAGUAACACCAGCAGCAGCAGCAGCAGCAGCAGCAGCAGCAACAACAGCAGCAACACCAACAGCAGCAGCACCAACAGCAGCAACACCAACAGCAGCAGCAGCGGCAGCAGCAGCUUCGGAUUCUGCUACUUUCACCUCACCCUUCACUUCACCGUACCUUCCUUUCCUCCCUUCUCCGUUCAUCUCCACCCCAUCUGCAACAGGCACGGUAGCUGGGCUGUCCCCCACCCUGUCAGUUCCAGGUGCUGGCGGCAUUGGUGCCACUGGUGUCGCUGAGACUGCUACUGCUGCUGCUGCUGCUGCUGCUGCUGCUGCUGCUGCUGCUGCUGCUGCUGGUGAUGGUGAUGGUGGUGGUAAUGCGGAUGGGAGACAUGCUGUUGGUGCUACUUCUAUGGCCUUUGACAGUGCUGUUGCGGCGUUUAUGCAGCAGCAGCAACAGCAGCAGCAGCAACUUGUGCCUGGCAUGAUGUGGGAGAGGUAG
This is a messenger RNA of Closterium sp. Naga37s-1, 1464 nucleotides long. The record is from the annotation of a GenBank genome assembly. Lineage: Eukaryota; Viridiplantae; Streptophyta; Zygnematophyceae; Desmidiales; Closteriaceae.